Molecule: messenger RNA, 1929 nt
Organism: Abrus precatorius (Indian licorice)
Lineage: Eukaryota; Viridiplantae; Streptophyta; Magnoliopsida; Fabales; Fabaceae
Exons: 1
Coding region: 1-1926 (641 amino acids)
Biological process (GO): cell surface receptor signaling pathway
Molecular function (GO): protein binding
Source: RefSeq, a predicted model, not a curated record
AUGUCGAGCAUCGUCAAGGAGAUCCUGGCGAGCCCGAUACAAAUGGCGGACCAGGUUUCUAAGAUGUCUGAAGAGGUACAGAAUUUCAGACAGGAAUGUCUCGAGCUUAAGGCCAAAACAGAGAAGCUCGCAGGUCUCCUCCGCCAAGCCGCCAGGAACAGCAGCGACCUUUACGAGCGUCCCACCAGACGCAUCAUCGACGACACAGAACAAGUUCUCGACAAAGCCCUCGUACUCGUCACAAAAUGUCGCGCCAACACCGUCAUCAAGCGUCUAUUCACAAUCAUCCCAACCACCGCCUUCCGCAAAACCUCCAUGCAGCUCGAGAAUUCCAUCGGCGACGUCCAGUGGCUCCUCCGAGUCUCCGCUUCCGCCGACGAACGCGACGACGAGUAUCUGGGGCUUCCCCCCAUCGCCGCCAACGAACCCAUUCUCUGCCUCAUAUGGGAACAGAUCGCCAUUUUGCUCUCUGGCUGUUCCUUGGACGAACGUUCCGACGCUGCAGCUUCCUUGGUUUCCCUUGCACGCGACAACGACCGUUACGGGAAGCUCAUCAUCGAGGAAGGUGGAGUACCCCCGCUCCUGAAAUUGUUGAAAGAAGGGCGAUUGGAGGGUCAAGAAAACGCUGCCAGAGCCAUUGGGUUGCUGGGGAAGGAUCCGGAAAGCGUGGAGCACAUUGUGAAUGCUGGUGUUUGCUCGGUUUUUGCGAAAGUCCUGAAAGAGGGUCACAUGAAGGUUCAGAUGGUGGUGGCGUGGGCUAUUUCGGAGCUUGCGGCGAAUCACCCCAAAUGCCAGGAUCACUUCUCCCAGAACAAUGCCAUACGCUUGCUGGUUAGCCAUCUGGCGUUCGAGACCAUUCAAGAGCAUAGCAAGUAUGCCAUUGCCAAUAAGCACAAGAGCAUUCAUUCGCUUCUAAUGGCGAGUAACACAGAGAAAGAUGAGAUAAACAGGAGGCAUGAAGAGGAUGAUAAACAGAUUCACCACCCAAUGGAGAACCAAACAUCAAGCCACAUGCACAAUGUGGUGUCCAACACCAUGGCCAUUAAGGGCAUGGGCCAGGGAAAUUAUGGCAAGGGUAACAAUACAAAGAAACAGCAGCAGCAGAACCAUGGGACUGGGAAUUCGCACGUGUCAAUUGCUGUGACGAGUAUUAAGGGUAGGGAAUUCGAAGACCCUGUUACCAAGGCUGAGAUGAAGACCAUGGCAGCCAGGGCACUAUGGCAACUCUCUAGGGGAAACUUGACCGUGUGUCGUAGCAUAACAGAGUCUAGAGCUCUUCUUUGUUUCGUGGUUCUGUUGGAAAAAGGCCCCGAAGACGUGCAAUCCUAUUCAGCAAUGGCGUUGAUGGAAAUCACAUGUGUGGCAGAACAACAUGCAGAGUUGAGACGCUCUGCUUUCAAGCCAACUUCCCCUGCUGCCAAGGCUAUGGUGGAACAGCUUAUCAAGAUAAUUGAGAAAGAAGACUCUAAUCUACUCAUUCCUUGCAUCAGAGCUAUUGGGAAUUUGGCGAGGACUUUCAGAGCAACGGAAAGCAGAAUCAUUGGGCCCUUGGUGAGGCUCCUUGACGAAAGAGAAGCCCAAGUUUCCAUGGAAGCCGCUAUCGCACUCAACAAGUUCGCUUGUACGGACAAUUAUCUCCACGAAAAUCACUGCAACGCCAUCAUAGAGGCAGGGGGUGCCAAACACUUGAUUCAGCUGGUUUACUUUGGGGAGCAAAUGGUUCAGAUUCCUUCCGUCACUCUUCUCUGUUACAUAGCGCUACACGUCCCCAAAAGCGAUACCCUUGCGCAGGAAGAGGUCCUCAUUGUUCUUGAGUGGUGCACGAAACAGGGCCAUCUCGCCGAAGAACCUUCCAUUAAACCACUGUUACCAGAAGCCAAAAGUAGGUUGGAACUGUACCAAUCCAGAGGAAGAGGAUUCCGCUGAUUU